AUGAAGAUCAACGUUGGCUUCGAUACGGUCAAUGUGGACGGUAGCACCUUUCGGGCUUGGUUCCCUCAGCUGUCGUAUAUGUCCGGAUUUGACGGUGAUCUCGUGGAAGACAUCAACACCCGCAUUGGUGGAAGGUAUGGCAUAACGCGAGAGGACAUUGAACACACGCUGCUCGCAUUCUUCAAACAACUGGAGUAUCGUCUCGUUUCGUUGGAAGGCCAGACACGGAUACGCGUAGUUGGUUUUCUGAUGAACCAAGUGCAGAAAGACAUGCAAGAGGUGUGGAAGGCCAGGGGCCUUAGAAAAUCGCGGCACAUGUUCGUUGUUUUGGCCUACCUAGCAUCAGAGGGUCAAUCCAUCUACCUUGCUGAAGCCUUGAUUCGAUUUUGGUCGCAAGGAACGCGGUAUCUAAUGCAGGAGUCACAGCAAUACCACGGAGACUGGCGCAAAGCUCUCGAAAAGAUCCGGGAAUUGAUGGAAGGCCCUCCCAAUUUGCGUCUUGAAGCACUCGCGAUGAUUCCAUACGCUGAGAUGCAUCGUCGUCGAUCCCCUCGCGCCUUAGCACUGCCAUGGCUAGGGCACAGAGCUCGGUCACUACCAGCAAUUCGACAUCGUCACAACGCAGACAUGCGUCUCGCCAGUCCCUCAUAUCCCAGCUCUGCCUGGACCUCGCCAGUCAUUUCACCUAUCGGCUAUCCGAGAGACGACUAUCUCGAGGAGCUCGGCAACCUUCAGUACCAACAGAGUGAAAUGAACAUGAAGUUGAACAACGUCGAUGGAAAGCUUGACCUUCUACUUGCUAGCUAUUACUAG
Molecule: messenger RNA, 813 nt
Organism: Alternaria postmessia
Lineage: Eukaryota; Fungi; Ascomycota; Dothideomycetes; Pleosporales; Pleosporaceae
Exons: 1
Coding region: 1-813 (270 amino acids)
Source: RefSeq, a predicted model, not a curated record